AUGAGUACAGACGCGGAGAUGGCCACGUAUGGCAAAGCUGCCGCUUACCUACGUAAGCCAGAGAGGGAGAGAAUAGAGGCUCAAGCCGCACCAUUUGAUGCCAAGAGUGCCUGCUACGUGGUCGAUGUCAAGGAGCUGUACUUGAAGGCAACAAUCAUCAAGAAAGAUGGUGCCAAAGUCACAGUCAAAGUCCUGGAUACUCAGGAGGAGAAGACAGUUAAAGAAGAUGACGUCACUCCAAUGAAUCCUCCCAAGUAUGACAAGAUUGAGGACAUGGCCAUGAUGACCCAUCUCAAUGAAGCUGCUGUGCUGUAUAACCUCAAAGAGCGUUAUGCAGCAUGGAUGAUCUACACCUACUCUGGACUGUUCUGUGCCACUGUGAACCCCUACAAGUGGCUCCCAGUGUACGAUGGUGAAUGUGUAGCUGCCUAUAGAGGCAAGAAGCGUAUGGAGGCUCCACCCCACAUCUUCUCUGUCUCUGACAACGCUUAUCAGUUCAUGCUUACUGAUAGGGAGAACCAGUCAGUCUUGAUCACUGGAGAAUCUGGUGCUGGAAAGACUGUGAACACCAAGCGUGUCAUCCAGUACUUUGCAACAAUCUCAGUUGGUGGAGAAGGGAAGAAGAGAGACACAUCAAAGGGGUCACUGGAGGAUCAGAUUAUUGCAGCCAAUCCCCUGCUGGAGGCCUACGGUAAUGCCAAAACUGUGAGGAAUGACAACUCUUCUCGCUUUGGUAAAUUCAUCAGAAUCCAUUUCCACGCAUCUGGCAAACUGGCUAGUGCUGAUAUUGAGACAUAUCUGCUGGAGAAGUCUAGAGUGACAUUCCAGCUUCCCGCUGAAAGAGGCUACCACAUCUUCUUCCAGAUGAUGACCGGCCACAAACCUGAGCUGCUUGAUUUGGCACUCAUCACAACCAACCCCUACGACUUCCCCAUGUGCAGCAUGGGUCAGAUCGCUGUGGCCAGCAUUGAUGACAAAGUUGAGCUGGAAGCCACUGAUAAUGCUAUUGAUAUCCUGGGCUUCACAAAUGAUGAGAAGAUGAGCAUCUACAAGAUGACUGGUGCAGUGAUCCACCAUGGUAACAUGAAGUUCAAGCAAAAACAGCGUGAGGAGCAGGCUGAGCCUGAUGGCACAGAGGAGGCUGACAAGGUUGCUUACUUGCUGGGUCUGAACUCCGCUGACAUGCUGAAAGCUCUGUGCUAUCCCAGAGUGAAGGUCGGAAAUGAGUAUGUCACCAAGGGACAGACUGUACUUCAGGUGGGUAACUCAGUGCCUGCCCUGGCCAAGUCUAUCUAUGAGAAGAUGUUCUUGUGGAUGGUCAUCCGUAUCAACCAGAUGUUGGACACUAAACAAGCAAGGCAGUACUACAUUGGUGUCCUGGAUAUCGCUGGGUUUGAAAUCUUUGAC
Anarrhichthys ocellatus (wolf-eel) is the source of this 1407-nucleotide messenger RNA. RefSeq names its product myosin heavy chain, fast skeletal muscle-like. The record is from RefSeq and is a predicted model, not a curated record. Gene Ontology annotation, cellular component: myosin complex; membrane; cytoplasm. Gene Ontology annotation, biological process: actin filament organization. Gene Ontology annotation, molecular function: microfilament motor activity; actin filament binding; ATP binding. NCBI's taxonomy places the organism in Eukaryota, Metazoa, Chordata, Actinopteri, Perciformes, Anarhichadidae. The annotation marks the transcript as partial. The transcript has 12 exons.